Messenger RNA from Yarrowia lipolytica CLIB122, 522 nucleotides. The record is from RefSeq and is a predicted model, not a curated record. Lineage: Eukaryota; Fungi; Ascomycota; Dipodascomycetes; Dipodascales.
AUGUCAGACCUUGAUAUCACCUACUACUCGCCCAAGGAGCUGCUCGAGUCGCCGAAGCUGCUGGGAUACAUGGAUUUCAUCAACUCGUGCUACCUGCCUCUGCAUUUGCACUUUCAUACCUUUACCACUGCUCGGUUCUCUGAUCUCGAAGAUUUCAAAACCUAUGUGCGGGACGGGAACGUCACCCUGGCCAUUGCCCGUGAUAUUUCGACUCAGGACAUUGUUGCUGCCGGAGGAUACAAGCGAAUGAGCGACACCGAGGCUGAAUUGACUUGCAUGUCCACAGACCCCAGACUCGGAGGAAGAGGCAUUGGAACGCACAUGGAUAAGGAUCUGGAGAAACACGCACGCAAGAACGGAUUCAAAAAGAUGCACGCCAUGGUCAUUCGAGAACAUGGACGGGUAGUUGAGUUCUACGAACGGCUCGGAUACGUCAAGAAGAGUGAGGAGCUCAUCAAGCCCGGUGGAACUUUUCCGAACGUGGUGGAGGUGAAUGUGUGGUACAUGGAUAAGGAUCUCUGA